GUCGUCUUCUCCGUCAGUCCACGCGCUUCUCUUCUUCCUUUCAUCAAUAAUCCUUUGGCUCCCACCUCUUCCAGUCUUCUUCGAUCUCCCCUCACUCCUGAAUUCCCGAUCCUGAGCGCAGAAACCUCCAAUUCCCCCAAGCACGCAAGCACCAUGGCCGGCUACCCGCCGCCCCCUGGCUCCGGUUACCCCUACGCCGCCCCUGCCUCCGGCGGAGGCGGAGGGUACGGAUCAGCCCAGCCGACGCCGUACGGCCAGCAGAAGCCCCCCAAGGAAGGCAAGACCUCCUCCUCCUCCGGCUCCGGCCCCUACCACGGCGCCCCGCCCCCGCAGCAGCCUCCUCACGGCUACGGUGCCCCACCACCCCCCGCCGGCCAGCAGCCCUACGGCGCGCCUCCCGGCGGGCAGCCGUACGGGGGAGGAGGUGGGUACGGGAGCCCGUUUGCGGCGCUGGUGCCGUCGGCGUUCCCGCCGGGGACGGACCCGAGCGUGGUGGCGUGCUUCGGGGCGGCGGACCGCGACGGCAGCGGGGUGAUCGACGACAGGGAGCUGCAGGCGGCGCUGUCCGGGUACGGCCAGCAGAGCUUCAGCCUCCGCACCGUCCACCUACUCAUGUACCUCUUCACCAACACCAACGUCCGCAAGAUCGGGCCAAAGGAGUUUACUUCUGUAUUUUACAGUCUUCAGAAUUGGAGGGGUAUAUUUGAGAGGUUUGACCGUGACCGAAGUGGUAAAAUCGAUGCAUCAGAGCUGCGUGAUGCUCUUCUCAACCUGGGAUAUUCAGUUUCUCCAACUGUGCUAGACUUGCUUGUGUCUAAAUUUGACAAGACUGGAGGCAAGAACAAAGCGAUUGAAUAUGACAACUUCAUCGAAUGCUGCCUUACAGUGAAGGGUCUGACCGAGAAGUUCAAGGAGAAGGACACGGCAUACUCCGGUUCUGCGACUUUCGGAUAUGAGGCAUUCAUGCUGACCGUGCUUCCUUUCCUCAUCGCGUGAUCGCACUGUGGUUCCUCUGGGCUGAGCUUAAUCCGAGCAUAUCUAUCAUCCCAAUUAUUGUAUCGAAGCGGUUCUAAGUGCUUAAUUAUUGCUAUAGAGUUGUUUAUCAAACUAUCUGGCGAGCUAGUUCUGGUGACCUGAAGUGAUGUUAAAUAGUGAUAGCAUGUUACCGCUUUGCUGAUCAGUCUGUUUGGAGCAUCAAGAAUGCAGAGUACAUCUUAUAAUAAUAGAGCUGUCAGCUGCUUAAUCAUGGAUAUGGUUCUAUCUA
Molecule: messenger RNA, 1264 nt
Organism: Brachypodium distachyon (stiff brome)
Lineage: Eukaryota; Viridiplantae; Streptophyta; Magnoliopsida; Poales; Poaceae
Product: probable calcium-binding protein CML50
Exons: 5
Coding region: 154-996 (280 amino acids)
Molecular function (GO): calcium ion binding
Source: RefSeq, a predicted model, not a curated record